This is a messenger RNA of Oncorhynchus keta (chum salmon), 10667 nucleotides long. Its product is annotated as versican core protein-like. The coding region runs from base 1 to 8844 and encodes 2947 amino acids. The transcript is spliced from 9 exons. The record is from RefSeq and is a predicted model, not a curated record. NCBI's taxonomy places the organism in Eukaryota, Metazoa, Chordata, Actinopteri, Salmoniformes, Salmonidae. Gene Ontology annotation, molecular function: signaling receptor activity; calcium ion binding.
AUGGACUUGGAGGGAUCUGGAAUCUCAAAGACAGAGGAUGACCAAGAGACAACUCAGCCAGAAGGAUUACGUGUGGAGGUAGUAGUUGAAACCACCAGUAAACCACAGGACCAGUUCGCUGUAGCCACAGAUGAGACAGAAAUCAGAGAGACCGAGAGUAAAUCUGAGGCUCUAAGUGUUGCAUCCUCAACACAGUCCACACAGCUCAGCCAAGAAUCUACAUCAACCCAAAACCCUAUAUCCACUAGCACAGCUGAGACAAUAGAAUCAGCUACUGCUUCAUUGUCCGAGCAAGGAAGUGGAGACUUGACAGAGCCCUCUAUUUCAGAAAGUGAUGCCACAGAAGGUGAGAGUUCAGGUGAUGACACAUCUGCUAUUACAACAGUCCCACUGCAUACUACAUCAUCUUCAACAGACUCAUUGGUUACAAAAUCAGUAAGCACUGAAGUAACUAAUGGAACCAAGGGGGGUGAGCAGACAGAAGAACCAACAGGCACAGAUGGACCUUCAGCUGGCCCUGUCUCAAGUGUGACAGCGUCAGUGGUCACAUUCACUGAUGAGGAGAGCUCUGGCUACCUGACACCUGAAAUGUUUACCAAGGAAUCUACUACAUCAACAUCACUAGGUUUAGAAGCUUUGAUGAUCACAUCUUCCUCCCCAAUCAUCAGCAUUGCCCAAUUCCAAAGCACAACUGUCGGAAAAGUCAUCACACCCACAGAAGAAAUAGAUGAAUCACCCAUAGAAUCUCCCACUGCAGCAGUUGAAACUUUGGAGCCUUCUGUGGACCAAGCAACUGGACUAGCAAGCACAUCAUCACCAUUUGUCACUGCAUUCACUUACGUAGACAUGGGGGUCUCGGGAAUCUCAGCAGCAGAUGACGACCAGGAGACAAGUAAACCUGAAGGGACAGUUGAGGAGGCACCAGUGGAAACCACCACUAAACCACAGUACCAGUUCACUGUAGCAACCGAUGAGAAUGAAAUCAGAGAGACUGAGAGCACAUCUGAGAGUCCAAGGAAUGUUUCUUCAAUAGAGAUCACAGAGUCCCAAGAAUCCACAUCAACCCAAUCUCCUUCCAUGUCAAGCAAAGGUAAACCAACAGAGGCUUCCACAGCCUCCUUCACAGAGCAGGGUAGUGGUGACUUGACAAUAGACUCUAUAGCUGAGGAUGAAUGGAGAGAGCACGAGAGUUCAGGUGAAGACAUCUCAGAUGUGUCCACUAAGCAACCUGCAAGAACGACUGCUCCUCUCCUGUCUAGUCCAGCAACAACAAAGGAGGAAUUUACCACAAUGUCUGUCAGUGGUGACGCCACCCUUGAAACAGCUGUUGAGGUUGAUGCUACUCUAUCAAUCGGCACAACUGCAGAGGUACCUACGUUUAUUUCUAGCGCAGUUCAGACACCGGAAAGUGAGGUGAUAGAAAAAGAUGCAAGCAGCACAGAGAAACCAUCAGUUGCUUUAAUUUCAAAUGUAACACUCACAGGCGAUAAAAGCUCAGGUGACCAGACCCCUGAUAUGUUUACCAAAGAGUCUGUUACUACAACAGUUUCUUCUGAAUACAGCACAGUCAAAGCAGAACAAAUGAUGUCCACGACUAAAGUUUCUUCUCUGUUUAGCACUGAGAAGCUAAAACAAAUAGUGACCAGAGAACCUCAUGAAACUGCAACAGCUGAGACUGCAAGACAUGCUACAAAUACAACUUAUUCUCUGUAUAGCACUGAGAAACCUACUACAGUGCAACAGGACACUGCAACAAAAGACAGUGAAAAGACUGCUAGAAUUUCAGCAACUUCUCUGUUUAGCACUGAGAAACCAAGUAAUAUAACAACUUCAGUAUCAAAGGAAAUUGCAACAGUGGAGUCGAUAAUGACUGCUGCUGCUUAUACAUUUUCUUCUCUACAUAGUACAGAGAAAAUUGCUAAUUUUGAGACUACCAUCGUAGAGGAGGAGAGCUCAGGAGAUCCAGUGUAUAGUACAGUCAGACCAGAACAGCCAGGGGCACCAUCAAGUUCUGAAACGCCAUCAGUUGUUCCUUUUAUUGAUGAAACAGAGACAAGCACCGCCCCCACUUCAGAAGGGGAUAGAAGGUCAAGUGGUUCAACACCUGAGAUGUUCACUAAGGAGUCAUUUGCAACAACUGCAUCCACAUCAGAGUAUGUUAGUGCUUUCACUACAACAAGACCAACUGUGACCUCAAUUUCAAUCUGGACCCUUACAGAGGACGAUGGUUCUGGUGACCAGACCCCUGAUAUGUUUACCAAGGUAUCUACUAUUGCAACAUCUCUGGAUGUCACCUCACAGACAACAAUUGCAAUUGCCCAGCCUUCAGUCACUGCCAUUGUCGAGAAAACAACAGGUUUGAUUUAUACCCUCAGAGAUGAGGGAUCAGGGGACACAGCUGAAAUUAUUCCCCAAGAAUCAUCUACGACUUCCAUUGUUACCCUGAUAGAUCAGACACGGGAACCAAUGGAGACAUCAGCUGCAAUGAUCGGAACAUCACAGGAAGCACUCACUGAUAUAACAGAUUCUGGACAGACUAGAGAAAAAGGAACAACAUCAGUUGUUCCUAUUUUUGAUGAAACAGAGAAAAGCACCAUCCUUACUUCAGAAGAGGAUACAAGUUCAGCUGGAGCAACAACUGAGAUGCUCACCAAGGACUCUGUUGCAACAACUGCAUCCACAUCAGAGUCAGUUAGUGCUUUCACCUCAUCAAGUCCAAAAGAGACCACAAGUUCAAUCUUGACCCUUACAGAGGAGGAUGGUUCUGGUGACCAGACCUCUGAUACAUUUACCAAUGCACCACUCUCAACGAUUGAGUUUAUCAGUAGUUAUACCACUGUUCAUACAUCUACUGGACAGGUGAUGGAACAAACCGGGGCAUCAACACAUUCUACCCACAGCACCUCUUCACCCAUGGACUUGGAGGGAUCUGGAAUCUCAAAGACAGAGGAUGACCAAGAGACAACUCAGGCAGAGGGUUCAGGUGAGGAGGUAGUAGUUGAGACCGCCACUCAACCACAUAACCUAUUCACGGUAGCCACAGAUGAGACCGAAAUCAGAGAGACUGAAAGCACAUCUUGGACUCCAAAUGUUGAUGCUUCAAAAGAGAUCACACAGUCACAGGCAUCCACAUCAACCCAAUCUCCUUCCAUGUUAAUAACAGGUAAACCAUCAGAGGCUUCCACAGUCUCUUUCACAGAGAAUGGUAGUGGUGACUUGACAAUUGACUCUACAGUUGAGAAUGAUGGUACAGAGGAUGAGAGUUCAGGUGACGACAAUUUAGACGUGUCCACUAAGCAACCUGCAAGCACAACUGCUCCUCUACUGUCUAGUCCAGCAACAACAAUGGAGGAAUUUACCACAUUGUCUGUCAGCAGUGUCACCAGCCUAGAAACAGCUGUUGAGGUUGAUGAAACCCUAUCAUCUGGCACAACUGCAGAGGUACCUACGUUUAUUUCUUUCACAGCUCAGACCCCGGAAAGUGAGGUGACAGAAAGAAAAACAACCAGUACAAAGAAAUCAUCAGUUGCCUUAAUUUCAGAUGAAAGCUCGGGUGACCAGACCUCUGAUAUGUUUACCAAGGAAACAGCCCAAACAGAAUCCAUUGUGUCAAGCACACCAGGCCCAGAUGGUGAGGGUCAUGUCAGCCCAGAUACUGAAACCCCCAUCAGUCCAGAUGCUACACAGCCCCCUGCUACUGUGAAUGAUCACACAACUAUGAGUGACCGUACAACACACCGAUUCCAUAUAACCGAAAGAGACCACACAACUGUCAGAGACCAUACAACAGUGCCUUUUAGAUCACAGUCAUCCACAUUCACUGCUCUCCCCUCUAUUAUGUACCAGGGUGUUACUGACCAGCAGUUCAUGAUAGUCACCUCAACAAGCAGCCAAACCAAAACUGACCAGACCCCCACCAUGGUGGUGCACGGUACGAAACCAUCAACAAGCACAGUUAUCAUAUUUACAGAGGAGGCCGGAGAUGAGGACACACUGUUCUCCACUGUUACAGAGAGCAUGACCACAACCCCUGAGAUUAUCACUAAAGAUGAAACCAUAAUUGACGCUGAUACUGUGGAAAUGGUUGAACUCUCCUCACCUCUCUACCCCACCAUCUUUACAGAGGAAGCAUGGGGAGUCACAGCCAUUACCAUGACACCACAGUCCUCAAUUACAAUGACAAAAGAACCUGAAGGGUCUGGGACAGAUGACUGUUUGUCUUCCACAAUUGACUCACUGAGUCUGGCCACAACACAAAUCCCAUCAGUCACCUCUGUAGAUAUAUCUGCAGAGGCAAGUGCUAAGACAACAAGGUCUGCAAAAGUUAAACAUUCAGAGACUGUGAGAACGACCACCUCGUCAUCUGUAGAGGAUAUUUUUAGUGAGGCGUCUACUUCAGUGUUUGUGUCCUCUGUAACUCAAACCACCCAAACCAGAGCUCUAACCACGGAGUCCAGCUCUCAGACGGCAUUCACCACACCAACUGUGUUUAUUGAUGAGUUCUCCGGAUAUGGUGUCACUGGUGAGGAGUCUGAUACCGAGCCUACUCCUUCCACCCCUGUAUCAUCCCAAGCAUCAACUCUCCCCAUAGAUACAAGCUCACAGACCACAGUUAGCAGUGAGGAAUUCCGGACAGAUGCAAUUGAAUUAUCCACCACCCCUUCUCCUAUUACUGUUAAAGCUAGAGUAGAAGACACAUCUGAUGAGCAUUCUGAAGUGGAGGCCACAACAACUUCAUCUAGUUCCACCCAAGCCACCAAGGUGUCUGACACUCCUACACAACAUACGCCAGUGUCCACUGAAGAAGGCAAAGAGACUGUGAAACCAACCAGCCCAUUGCCUGUUGAUGAGUCUUCAGGAGAAGAUGACUCUGAAGGCUCUGGAUCUGAGACCUUCACCUCUGUAGUGGAGACCUCCCAAACCACAAUCCCCACCUCAACAGCUGCUAAGGAGGGUGAUGCGACAGAGAUUAACAUUCUAGUACCUUCAUCUUUAGAGGAGGGCAUCUCUGGGGAUGACAUGAAGACUUCAAAUCCCAAACCCUCUGAAGCCACUUCCUCCCUGUAUAGCAAAGAUAAACCAUCAGUUGCUUCCAUUUUGGAUUUAACCUCCACAGAUGAAGAAAGCUUUGGUGACCCAACCCCGAAAACGUUUACCAAAGAGUCUGUUACUGUACGUUUACAAAUGACAUCCACAACUACGGUUUAUUCUCUGUUCAACACUGAGAAACCUUCACUUUCUUCCAUUUCGGAUAUAACCUACACAGACGAAGAGAGCUCUGGUGACCAUACCCCUGAUAAUUUUAGUAAAGCGUCUAAAACAACCACAGUUUCUCCAGUUGACAGCACUGUCAAAAUGGAGCAGGUAACAGCCACAACAAUGUCACCUGAAAAAGCAACAGCAGAGAUUGAAAAGACUACAACUACUACAGGGUUGUCUCUGUUUAGGACUGAGAAAACAGAGAAAGCUUCCUCCCAGGCAAGUUUGUAUGUCCAUUCCACUGUUGCGCCAUCUCUAAUGCUCGAUGUGGUGGACCAGUUUGUCACAGAUUUUGUCCCCGAGGUGGACGUGACAAAACCUGAAGAAUCUUUCCAACAGGCUAGGUCUGAGAUUGCAUUUACCCAACAUGCAUUUACCCAUACCUCUGCUAUGUCAGUCACUACAACAGCUUCUUCUGUACACAGCACUGUCAAAGCAGAACAAGUGACAACCACAGUAAGGCCACAUGUGAUGUCACCAGAAGAGACAGCAGCCAUUGAUCCGACAGAAACACCAACAGACUCAGAGGAGUUAGUAACUCCUGGUGUUGAUGACAUAGAAACAGGUUCUACAGAUGAAGAGAGUUCUGGAGAUGAGACAAGUCCGAUGACCACCCAGGAGUCUCCUGUAACAGAAGCUCAUUUACACAGUAGCACAGCCAAGCCAUUGCAGACAUCAACAUCAGCUGUCUAUGAAUCCGUGGCUGACCUUACCUCUCCUGAAACAACUGCUGAUAGUGAAGAAACCAAACAGACAGACCUAACUAACACAGGACAGCCAUCAGAUAUUGCCAGUUCAUUGAAAAGCACAGUGAUCUCAGUCCUACCUGAUAAAGAUAAGGAGAGCUCAGGUGACCAAACCCUUGACAUUUUUACCAAAGACUUACCAACUACUACAGUUUCCUCUCUGUUUAGCACAGAGGAACCUACAACAACAUCACAGGAAACUGUAACAGAGGAGAGUGAAGUCACUGAGCAAACUGAGAGACCAUCAGGCUCUGGAAAACCAUCAGCUACCAUCUCUGUCUUACCUUCCACAGAUGACCAGAGCUCAGGUCACCAGACAAGUGAGGGUUUCACUACAGACGCUUCUUCAACAGAAGAUCCUCUCUUGGCUAGCACAGUGCAGGCAAUUGCCUCUGUCUAUUCCACUGAGGCAGCAUCAGAGUCUGACGUGGUGGUCCAGUUUGUCACAACAUUUGUCCCCAAACCAGACAAGACAACACCAGAGGAAUCGUUUGAACAGGCCAGGUCGGAGAUAACAUUUACUCAUCGUCCUCAUACUGAUCUCUCUUCUGAGGAAACAGCAUUGCCUACAACCAGUCCCAUGCUGCCUAAGGAAGAUUCAAGCCAGUCUUUAGAAACUAUAACUGCAACUGCACAGAGCUCAGAAUCAACUUUGGUCUCUACUGCUUCUCCAGUGAAGACUGAUGCUGUUUUACCCACACCAGAGGCAGAGGAACAAGUUGAAGCUUCAAGCCAGUUACCUAAAACAGAGGAGGCAGAGGGCAGCUCCGAACAAGAGGCUGUGGUUGAAGAUACAAGCGUUCCUAUCAUUGUUUCUCCUCUAACUGAGAAGGUAUUAGAAACUAAAGUGAACAGCACACCAUCUGCAAUGACAUACAUUGAUGAAAUGGUGGACUAUGAAAGUACCUCAGAGCCAGUACAGGUUAAAUCUAUACCUUCCGUCGUUAUAACCACCACAAAGCCUGAGGUGGAAGCAACAGCGCUCAGAACUGUCCCAACACAGAAUGUCCCAACACAAACUGUCCCAACACAGAAUAUUCAGAGUGUGUCAUCGUGUUCAGAGAGCAGUUCAGAGAGCAGAUCAGAUGAACUGUCCAGCCCAUCUGUGACUCAAUCAGUAUUAGCCUCCUACAGCUCAGAAAGCAGUUUGGAGGAAAAGUUGACAAUUGCUUCAACCUUGAAGCCAGAGAAUGACACAACAGAGGAGACCACCCCAUCCCUCUUUGUGACUCAGACAGAACUGACAGCCGCCGUCACUGGUUCACCCUCUCUCACAACUUCUAGUGUUGAAAUUAAGUCAGCCGGUUCUGAGAGCAGUCCAGAAGAAAAUACAGUUUCUGAGAAGACAGAGAUUGACACUGUGGAGGAAACCACCCAAUCGGUGGCACAGAUUCAGACCGGGGUUUUGCCAGGUGUCACCAGUCCACCAUCUCGCCAGUCUCCAGCCGACCCCGGAGCGGAGUCCCUUAGUGUCGUAAGCUCCUCUGAGAAACAUGAAGCACAGGGUAAAAUUGAGGAAGUUGUUACUACUACCACGGAGAUGCCAACGAGGGAAAAGCCAGAGUACACAACUGAAUCGCCAGCAGGAACACAGAACCAGCCAGAAUCAGUUGCUACAAUCCACAGUAUUCCUUCAUCUGUUUCUGCGGAGGAGGAAACCGUGGACUAUGAUAAUGUAUCAGGACCUACGUUAGUCGAGGGUGAACCCCCCAUCAAGGGAGUAGAAACUACCACUUCAGCUGAGACCAGACUGGAUUUGGGGCACACGAUCGUUGGCGAGACAAUUGAAAUUGCAGGCAUCCACUCCUGCACUGAGAACAUUUGUCUGAAUGGAGGCUCUUGCUACAGACGCGGAAGUCUCCCCUCUUGCAGCUGUGCCCCUGGCUACAGUGGAGAUCGUUGUGAAACAGACAUUGAUGAAUGUCAGUCCAACCCCUGUCACAACGGAGCUACAUGCAUUGACGGCCUGAAUUCCUUCACCUGUGUUUGCCUCUCAAGCUACGCUGGACUCUAUUGUGAAGAAGACACUGAGACGUGUGACUAUGGCUGGCACAAGUUCCAGGGCCACUGCUACAAGUACAUCCCCCAGAGGAGGAACUGGGACACAGCGGAGAGAGAGUGCCGGGUACAGGGGGCACACCUGGCCAGCAUCCUCUCCCAUGAUGAGCAGCAGUUUGUCAACCGCCUUGGACAGGACUACCAGUGGAUCGGCCUGAAUGAUAAGAUGUACGAGAAUGACUUCCGCUGGACCGACAGCACGCCCAUGCAAUAUGAGAACUGGCGUCCCAACCAGCCAGACAGUUUCUUCUCAUCUGGAGAGGACUGUGUGGUGAUGAUCUGGCACGAGGACGGCCAGUGGAAUGACGUGCCUUGCAACUACCAUCUCACCUUCACCUGCAAGAAAGGCACAGCCAUUCAUUCUCCCAUCAACCCUUGUGUGUUCUUCCCAGUGGCCUGUAACCAGCCCCCUCUGGUACAGAACACUCGUACCUUCGGCAGAAAGAGGUCACGCUAUGAGAUCAACGCACUAGUGAGGUACCAGUGUAGGGACGGUUUCAUCCAGAGGCACGUGCCAACCAUCCGUUGCCGUGAAGACGGCCGAUGGGACAUCCCCAAAAUCGCCUGCAUGAGUCCAUCAAACUUCCAGAGGGCCUUUGCGAGGAGGCAGAGUUACAGCCUGUUCAGUAGCAACAAAUAUAAGCGGCGGUCUGAUGAGGCGGUGGCCCGACAUCAUCCUCACCAUCGAGGAAGGAGAGAGCGGAGAGGCAGAAGACAAGCAGAAGACAAUGAUCACCAUGGUUACGCUAGGUUACGUUUACUCAGCACUAGCAGAGCCUAAACCAUAGGAACGCAGGACUGUUAGUUAUGUGGAUAUAUAUAUAUUUUAUUUUAUAUAUAUCGAAUUAAAACAUUUUAAGAACUUUAAAGAAUGAAAGGACAAAAAGAAGAAACCCAAAGGAUAUUUACAAUUUUUCUUGCAAUUUUGAUGGUGGAAUCUUGGAAUGAUGUGAUUUUAAAGAAUAUUCUUAUAAAGGGACACUAUUUUAUAACAAAGCCAAAGUGGAUACCUUCAGAUGGCUACUGGGAAAGUGUGCUGGAUAUGUACUUUGGACCAAAUAAUGCAUUCAUCCGCAACUAUACGAUUUUCUCCAUUUUAUACAGACAGGAGAGCGUUCAACUCUUACAUUGGGAAAAAGAUACCGGCAAAUUCCAGCUUUUGUGAAAUUAUAGCGCUUAUGUUAUGCAAAAGAAUACAAUUAAUUUACAAAUAGUCUGUGCUACGCAGGCACUGACAAUCAAAUGAAUCCACAGUACACAAUCCAUUUCUCUCUUCUCUACAUUAUUCCGGGAAUGACAUUUCAAAGAAAGAGGUUCUAUACUUGUGUUUAUCUUGUUGUUACACAUGCUUACUGUAUGCAAUUUAUACAGAGUUUUUCAUCCAAUACCACACUUGGGACUAUCUGAUGACACACGCCACUGACCAAUCAGAUUUCAGAUCACAGAAAGAAAAACUGAAACACGGCGAAGGCCCAUCCAAUCAGAAUUUAGAUAGCUGGAGUCCUUUUAUCACUAGCUCUUUGUCAUCAGCUGCAGUCUUCAUCCCGUCUCAUCCAUAGAUAUAUAAAGAAUAUAUGAUGCGAUGAUAGUGGAUUAAUAUUUGUGCACAUCCAUUUAACACUUUUGGUUUCUAUUGUAUGUUGAGAAACUAGAGAGGAGAUUUCUAAGUAUUAUUUGACUGAGGGCCAAAUGAGUGUCUCCUCCUAAGCCGUAAAGGCCUUAUACAUUGAAGUGAAGCCAUCGACCUGUAAAUUAUUUGACUGUGUUGAAUGAAACUAUAGAAGGGAAAGGAGGGUUAUGGAAUGUAUGUUUUCUAGACAAUAUAACCUGGAAUUCCUUGCUACGUUUACAACAAAUGCGAGGUAUUUUAAUGUUACUAAAACAAUGUUAUAAAAAUCCUUUAAAAAAUGAGCUUUGCUUCUGUUCUGCCCGAGGGGGUAACUUUUCUGUUUCCUUACACUGUAGGCGACUCAAGCUCUUCGCUUCCAUGUGCUGUUUUCUUAGGUCAAUGUAAAACUACUAUUGAGAGAAUGUACUUAGUGAAACACUUCGAAAGACUUGAACAAACACCUUUUUUAACAAAAGAUACAAAUAAUUUAUUUUUUCAAGCUGCUCUUCUUGCUACGUAAUUGUUUUGUAAGUGAAAUAUUCUGACGAUGCAAUCACUUGGUCUUACUUGUCUCAAUACUAGAAUGUAUUUACAUGCUUUGUAGGAGACAGCUAACAUCGCAGUAUCUGAGUCAAUGUGAUGAAGAUAUUCCUUUACUACACACUACGCUCGAUAGGCCUUAUAGUAUGACAUUUAGGGGUCAACAAUGGACCAAAGAGUAGGGCUUCAAUCAGCUGAAAUUGCAGUGUUUCUGUCACAAAACACUUUGUACAGAUUUAGUGUUGCACAAUUGAUGAUGGUCAUCCAGCAGUUGUUGUUUGUCUUUUUUUAUUUGUGUUUUAGCAUCAAAGUGCACAUAAUAACAUUUACAGUAUAACUUUUUUUUUACAAUGUGAAAGUCUGGGAUGUUCGAGAAAUACAUUUCUAAAUGAAACAAAACUGUUUUACCUGCUCUCAGUCUCCAAAGAAAUAAAAUAAAAAGUUUGCCAAUUUUA